Molecule: messenger RNA, 693 nt
Organism: Ostertagia ostertagi
Lineage: Eukaryota; Metazoa; Nematoda; Chromadorea; Rhabditida; Trichostrongylidae
Source: the annotation of a GenBank genome assembly
AUGUUUCACAGGCCAAAAAUCAUUACGACUUCAUGUUCAUUUCCAGGGGAGAUUGCAAUGGCAAAAGCUGUGUGGCAGGCACUCGAGUCCAACCCGGACGCAAUAAAUCCGUUCAUGGCCAAAAUUGGCGUUGAAAGCGUGGAAUGUGUGGACAUAAUUUCAUUCGAUGAUGAUGCACUGGAGCACUUGCCAAAGCCUCAGUACGCUGUACUUCUCUGUCUUCCUGACUACAAAAAGGUAGACGAACUGAUGGCUCCAAUUUACGAGAAGCUCCGCUCUGAAAGCGUCACUCCUCCUCCCAAUGUGUUUUUCAUGGAACAGAAGAUUAGCAAUGCUUGCGGCACAUUUGCUUUAUUCCACGCAUUGGCGAAUAUUGAAGAUCAAGUCGAUCUUGGUUCUGGUUCAUUCCACAAAUGGCUGGAGGCGGCAAAGAGCUUAGGAAUCGAUCAGCGUUCGGAUCUUCUAGCCAACGACGCUUCUCUGGCUGCUGCUCACGAUGAAGCGGCCAGACGUGGUGAUUCGCGUCAACCUGAAGAGGUCGAGCACCACUUUAUCUGUUAUGUGAAUAAGGACGGAACACUUUUUGAAAUAGAUUCACGUGCACCGUUCCCACGUGCAUUGGGUGCAACUUCUGGUGAUACGCUCGUGAAGGACGCUGGAGUUGCGUGCAAGGAGCUCAUGGAAAAAGCUUGA